Messenger RNA from Phaeoacremonium minimum UCRPA7, 822 nucleotides. RefSeq lists its product as hypothetical. The transcript is spliced from 3 exons. The record is from RefSeq and is a predicted model, not a curated record. Lineage: Eukaryota; Fungi; Ascomycota; Sordariomycetes; Togniniales; Togniniaceae. The coding region runs from base 1 to 822 and encodes 273 amino acids.
AUGGGCAAUCACGGUGUACCGGCAUGGGAGGAGAUCAGCCUGGAUGAGUUCAAGGACGCGCUUCAGAGAUAUUCACCCUUAAUCGAAGACGUGUCCAAGUCCAGAGGCGCCAAGGGAGGUCAGAAGACUCUGGCGGAAUUAGACCGGUACAGAUACGUUGAUGCUCCUCAGUCCUUCAGUCUGCAGAGUGCUGGCAAAGUAAUGGGACUUGAUGAUGUCAAAAGUCUAGUCGAGUGGAAGCUACGACAUGGCAAAUUCCGGCCAACGCUUAUGAAGCUCGUUUCAUCAAAUGAUUCGUCUUUUGUUCAAGAUACUAUCAAGCAAGCUAGGAUAAGCUACCAAAAGGACAAGGAUGUUUCCGCAGCUCUCGCUAUAUUAACCAAGCUCAAGGGCAUAGGUCCGGCAACAGCCUCCCUUCUUCUUGCAAUCCUCGAUCCUGAGCAUGUACCCUUCUUUGGAGAUGAAGUUUUCUAUUGGCUCUGCUGCGAUGGCAAGGUCUUGCCUAUCAAGUACAACGCUAAGGAAUACAAGGAAUUGAACGAACACUCGAGGAAGCUUGCGAAGCGUCUUGGAGUAAAGGCGAUUGACAUCGAGCAGGUCGCAUAUGUCCUGAUGAAGCAGCCGGGUGAAACACCGGUCAAGGACGAAGCGCCGAAAGAAAAGGACACGAAGGCAGCAGGUCACAAGGCGACGGCCAAACCUGCCAGCAAAUCUCAGGCCGCAGUGCCAGCAAAGACGGCGGCAAAGAGGAAACAGAGAUCCGAAGACGACACGGAUCAAGAGCCUUCUGUGCGACGGUCACGACGAGGACAGCGUGUCUGA